Molecule: messenger RNA, 4793 nt
Organism: Mercenaria mercenaria
Lineage: Eukaryota; Metazoa; Mollusca; Bivalvia; Venerida; Veneridae
Product: E3 ubiquitin-protein ligase TRIM33-like
Exons: 4
Coding region: 333-1487 (384 amino acids)
Molecular function (GO): zinc ion binding
Source: RefSeq, a predicted model, not a curated record
AAUAGUUUAAAUGAACGAUGUAAGUGGUCUAUACAGAUCACUUUGUUUCAGAGAAAGAAAAGUAUAUUUUAAUUAUGCUCGUUAUUAAUCUGAAAGUCUAUUGAUUUGAUAUCAUUUAAUAUUUGAUACAUUUAAUACACAGUCGCAUUAAUGGAAUGUUAGCGACAAUAAACUGCAUUUAUACAUGCAAAAUAAAUCAAGUUCAGUCAAGUUAUACAAAUAUUAAACUGAUGUACUUUCAGUUUCGCUUCCCUGCUCUCUUGCUGUAAACGCACCAGUCAAGGAAGUAGCCGCUUAACUCGGACUUUAUAGAUUACGAUAUAUCUUUCAACAUGAAUGGUUUAAAUAUGGAGGUAUCAGGGAGGAAAGUAUUUUGUAAAACAGAAAUGUGUAAGCCUUGUGAAGAACGUGAAUUAUCCACGCGCGCUGAUGGCUUUUGUAGUGGGUGUGAGGAGCACAUAUGUAAACCUUGUUUUGAUACACAUAGAAUAUGGAAGCUAAAUCGUGGACAUACAUUGGCCAACUUUGACGAGACAGUUGUAACGAAAGAACAGGCCGAAGAUUUAGAGAAAUGCGAUCAGCACUUCAGUGAAAUGAUAAAGUUUUAUUGCUUUCAACACGAGCAAGUUGGCUGCGGUGAAUGUAUGAUUCUUGAACAUAAAACCUGCAAAGUCGAGUACAUUCAUGACAAGGCGAGAGUGUUCAAAGGCAGCCAGGAGUUCAAAACGCUGAUCCAAGGAGCCGACAAGUAUCUCAGGGAAGCGAAAGAAAUUUCAUCCUCUAUUAAGAAAAACAAGAAAUUAGCUCAAGAUAUCAAUGAAAAGUUCCUCAAUGAUGUAAACAUGUUCAAAGAAGAAAUGAUUUUACAUGUCGAUAAACUGACAAAUGCCAUAUUAAAGCAAGGACAAAAUAUUAAGGCGACGGACAUGAAGAGUAUGGAUGAGUUAGAAAAGGAAAAUGAAGAUUUGAUGAUUGAAAUAUCUCGCUUGACUGAAAUUUUCGAGUCACAGACUGAUCAACCUCUAAAGCUCUUUGUAAGUUCAGUUUUACAAAAACCUAAACUGAAUCAACUUCGAGAACAACUUGACAGCAUGCAGGACAAAAACAAAAUUGAAAUUUACGAGUUCCAACGUAAUAACAACCUAGAGCAUUCCGUAAAAGAUGGUAAACAACUUGGAAGUAUACAAAAAAUCAAGGGGAGGAAUGAAACGGAUGUAAAAGGAGAAAUCAGACCAAAGAAAGGAACCCCGCUAGCUCAAGGCCCCGUGCCCAGGAAAUCCCAGCCCUUGCUGGACAGACAACUGAUUUGCAGAAACAUUGCUGUUGAUGGAGAAUAUCUCAGUUACGUGGAUAAUGGAAGUGGUGAUGUUGGGCUGUUUGUCGACAAGGAACGCGCAAAUUCUCAACAAUACUUUGAAAUAGAAAUAUUAAGCUUGGGCCAACGUGGCACUAUUGGUAAGAACAUAUUGUUAUGUCAUAUAAUUUGAAAGAUGUUGAUUUUCAUAUUUUUAGGACAAGUGUAUAACGUUUUUUUUCUCCGUUUCAAUAUAAUUGUGUGUUUAGUUUUGACUACUUAAAAUACGAUGAAGCAAUGACAAAAUACUUUUGUAACAACUUCAUCAAGCCUGACUGUUGUACACUUUAACAGAAAAAUGAAUUUUGAUACUACUGUUUAGAUAAAACAUGAUACCAACUGCAGAAAUAUUAGAUUAACGUUUGUAUGUACAUAAUGUAAAUGCAUUUACAAUACACAUGUGAUUUAUAAUUACAAUGCUAUUGAUUCUAUAUUUAACUUGAACUUAAGGAAAAGAUAUACAGUAGAGGUUUGUAUAUUCGGAUAUUCCCUUUUAUUUGUAUGUCUUUAUCACCUUCUGUCUAUUUUAAACGAACACAAUUUGAACAAUGUUUCAGAGAGAAAUGUAUUAAAUUUGAUUUUGCAACUUUCAAAUUAACAUUGUAACUAGAAGUUAGGUCCUUGUUUGGUUAUCUGUCAAUAUCGCUUUCUUUGUAAUAUUACAGAUUACAGUUUGUACGUUUUUCUUUCAUUGCCAUAUUAAAGUUUUAUUUUGCAACAUAUCACAUCGCCUGUGUGACUAGAAGAUACGGUUCUUGGUUAGUUAUUUGUGUAAAUCGCUUUCUUUGUAAUAUUACAGAACACAGUUUGUGCGUUUUUUUCCAUAGAAUAUCACAUCGCAUGUGUGACAAACAGUGACCGUCUUUCUUUUUUUUUUGUUAUCUAUCCGUAUCACAUUCUUUCCUUUAUUACAUUAUAUUCAUAUUUCUUUUCGGAAAAAUGUGAUAUGUAACAAUGUUUACAGCAUGAUGUAGGAAUAUCGAACAAGGCAUCUUCAUAUUUGAAGAGGUGUGCAAUUAUCAUUUCACACUUUGAGGAAUGUCAUUUUUAAUUUGAUACCGAAAUUAUAUAAGGGACUAAACACUUAUUGGAAAUUCCACAUGCUGGGUUAAAUGAGUUAUUAUUGAUAUAAUCAAUGAAAAGUAGAAUAUUACCAGUUAACCAACCUUUACCCUGCUAAAUUUCUAUAAUGGACUGGUCCAUCUUUCAAUUAGGACAGUACCAUGUAUUAUUUGAAGGGGUGUUCACUGAAAAUUUACUGACUGAAUAGCGAACAGUGCAGACCAUGAUCAGACUGCACGGAUGUGCAGGCUGAUCUUGGUCUGCACUGGUCGCAAAGGCAGAAUCACUUGCCGGCAGCAGGCUAAAGGCUAAAGACAUAACACAGGAAGGAUCUUCUUUUCCGUUAUUGACCGGAGGUCACACUCCGACUUUGCUGUAAUACUUUUAUUUUUUAAUUUGUUUUGUGAUAAUCUUUUCUGUCAAUAGAUAACCUUUUUGCAAGUAAAUAGCAUUAAGCGCCUAGUCAAAUUUAAUUGUUGCAGUCUUUAACUCAAUGCAAAUGUAUCAUAUCCAAAAGGAGAUAUGAAAAAUAAAAACUCAUGCGCAGAAAACCAAAAUAAACACAGUUUGCUUUAGCGGUAUUAAAUCAACAGAGAAUAUGAUAUAGUAUUAUAGUUAAACCAAUGAUGCAAUGGUGAAAUUGUAUUGGGAAUUUAUGUGUGGUAUAAUAAGACACAUUCAAUGACAGACAAUUGUAGUGUUAUAACAGUUUUUGCGAACAAAAUAUAUUACAGGUAAGUAGUCUUACUGAGAUACAAUCAUGAACCCGUGUAUCUUCUAUUUAUGUUUUCUAUAUAAAUAAAAUAUAAAUUAUUUUAUCACACAGCCUCAUAAGUAAUACAAAAAAAAAACAUGUAGAUAAGAUAUUUUGUGCACUUUUCAACGUCUUUAUUGUAAAGCCUUGAUUUUUAUUAAGUUUAUAUUGGAUCAAAUUAACUAAAGCAAAUUCUAAAAAUGUUUGAUUGCGGAGUCAGGACUGAAUGCUAUCAUUCAUGAAGUAACACUGUUGUUAGCUCACCUGUCACAUAGUGACAAGGUGAGCUUUUGUGAUCACCCUUCGUCCGUCGUCCGUCGUGUGUCCGUGCGUCCGUGCGUCCGUCCGUCCGUCCGUCAACAAUUUCUUGUCUGCACGAUAGUGGUUUCAUUUAUGAUUUUAUUUUAACCAAACUUGCACACAACUUGUAUCACCAUAUGAUCUCGGUUCCUUUCUUGAACUGGCCAGAUCCCAUUAUGGGUUCCAGAGUUAUGGCCCCUGAAAGGGCCAAAAUCAGCUAUUUUGACCUUGUCUGUGCAAUAGCAGCUUUAUUUAUAAUUUGAUUUUUACCAAACUGGCACACAACUUGUAUCACCAUAAGAUCUUGGUUCCUUUAUUGAACUGGCCAGAUCCCAUUAUGGGUUCCAGAGUUAUGGCCCCUGAAAGGGCCAGAAUUAGCUAUUUUGACCUUGUCUGCACAAUAGCAGCUUCAUUUAUGAUUUGAUUUUAACCAAACUUGCACACAACUUGUAUCACUAUAAGAUCUUGAUUCCUUUCUUGAACUGGCUAGAUUCCGUUAUGGGUUCCAGAGUUAUGGCCCCUGAAAUGGCCAGAAUUAGCUAUUUUGACCUUGUCUGCACAAAAGCAGCUUCAUUUAUGAUUUGAAUUUAAUAAAACUUGCACAAAACUUGUGUUGCCAUAAGAUCUCAGUUCCUUUGUGGAACCGGCUAGAUCCCAUAAUGGGUUCCAGAGUUAUGGCCCCUGAAAGGGCCAAAAUUAGCUAUUUUGACCUUGUCUGCACAAUAGCAACUUCAUUUAUGAUUUGAUUUUAACCAAACUUGCACACAACUUGUAUCACCACAAGAUCUUGGUUCCUGUCUUGAACUGGCCAGAUUCCAUCAUGGGUUCCAUAGUUAUGGCCCCUUGAAGGUCAAGAAUUGGCUAUUUUGGCUUUUGCAGCCAUAUAGAGACUUCAUUUAUGGUUUUAUUUGAUACAAACUUCCAAAUAUCUUCAACAACAAUAAAUCUUGGAUUCCAUGACAAAUCAGAUCCAAUCGUAGGUUCCAGAGUUAUUUUAUUAGCUCACCUGUCACAUAGUGACAAGGUGAGCUUUUGUGAUCACCCUUCGUCCGUCGUCCGUCGUCAGUCCGUGCGUCCGUGCGUCCGUCAACAAUUUCUUGUCUGCACGAUAGUGGUUUCAUUUAUGAUUUUAUUUUAACCAAACUUGCACACAACUUGUAUCACCAUAAGAUCUCGGUUCCUUUCUUGAACUGGCCAGAUCCCCUUAUGGGUUCCAGAGUUAUGGCCUCUGAAAGGGCCAAAAUUAGCUAUUUUGACCUUGUCUGCAAAGUAGCAGCUUUAUUUAUGAUUUGAUUUUUACCAAACUGGCACACAACUUGUAUC